CACAAAACGGGUAGGAAUACGGCGAAGAGAUCUUGCUAACCCUACAGGCCUGUUCGUUUCAGACCGGCAUGAAGGUCGAAAGUAGGGCGAUACCGUAGACCUUUAUUAGGGCAAGUUUAUGACUGAUUUGUUUGUCUAGACAGAUACUUACCUCCAAGAGCUAUCUCGGGGUGAGAAGUGCGAGCAUUGUGCCGCUUAGUGCCUUAAACAUUUGUGUUGUCUUUAGUCGCGGUUAAGGAGCAGAGAGAGAGAUCAUGGCUUUGGUAGGACUGAGAGCCUCCUAUCACAGGGUGCUGGGCAAGAUCGAGCAUUUACUGCCUGCUAAACUGAGACCCUUGUACAACCACCCUGCAGGUCCCAAAACGGUUUUCUUCUGGGCGCCAAUGUUUAAAUGGGGCCUGGUUAUAGCUGGUUUAGCAGACCUGACCAGACCAGCUGAAAAACUCAGCACAUCACAGUCUGCAGUGCUGACAGCUACAGGUCUUAUCUGGUCCAGGUACUCACUGGUUAUUAUUCCUAAGAACUGGAACCUGUUUGCUGUUAAUUUCUUUGUGGGAUCUGCAGGUGGAUCUCAGCUCUACCGAAUAUGGAAGUACAACCAAGAACAGAAAGCAAAGAAGACUGAAGAGGUUUAAUACUGCUGAUACAUCAGUGCCAUCUGGUGGACUGGAAGGAAAUCCAGUUUAAUGCUCAGAAUAGUACAGCAACUUUUUUAAUUUCACAUUUUAGUUAUCUAUUUUGUCCAUUGUUACAUAGUAAGGCUCAAAAUGCUAUCAUGAAAACUAAUGUCAUUUACGCACAGCACAUACCAUUAUUAAUAUAAAUAGGAAGUCUUCUGUACAUUUAGCAACUUUUGUUAAAGGAAAGAGUUGAUUUUCUCAAUUCUUUAGAAUCUACAAUCUUAGUACUUCUUAUAGAUACCUCAAAAUUGUAAUGCAAGGGAUAGCUAAAAAAAUAUUAUUGGAAAAUUAUUUAUUUAGCAGUUGUUCACAUUUAAAACCAUGUGUUUAAAUUUGUUAUUCAUGUAAGUAAUAACACUUUUGUUAAUAUCCAUGCAUUUCAUCACAGUCAAGGAGUAGAACUGUCAAAUUGAGGUCAACUGUAAGUUAAAAAUAAAACCUACAUUAAAAUGAA
Molecule: messenger RNA, 1134 nt
Organism: Clarias gariepinus (North African catfish)
Lineage: Eukaryota; Metazoa; Chordata; Actinopteri; Siluriformes; Clariidae
Gene: mpc2b
Product: mitochondrial pyruvate carrier 2b
Exons: 5
Coding region: 255-635 (126 amino acids)
Biological process (GO): pyruvate import into mitochondria
Cellular component (GO): mitochondrial inner membrane
Molecular function (GO): pyruvate transmembrane transporter activity
Source: RefSeq, a predicted model, not a curated record